AAAUACUUCCUUGAGGAAAAAAAUGCACUGUUGAAGAAUGAAGCAAGUUUGGACAGUUUUUGUGUUAUUCUUGUACAUUUAUGGAAUUGAUAAAUUUCUGUUAACAAGAGCUGAACAGAAAAUCCUAUAUCCAUCAGCAGUACCUGAUACAAUUACUUGUGCAAAACCUGCAGUAAUACAAGUUGAGAAAGCAGAUAUUGUUGGUGAAAAUAGUACCUGCUCCAACGAAUGUGUUUUAAGUCAAAGCGAUUUUGAAACGAUAAAAGUAAAGUGUAAUGAUUUUCACGAAUGCACCGUUGAUUUUCCCAAUGAUACUUCCUGUUUGAGAGAAAACCGCUAUUUUCACCUGUCUUAUUCAUGUUUAGUUCCAACGAACAAGGCUUGUAAUUUUGAGUUUUCGCUUUGCAACUGGAUGCCGGAUUCAGAUAUCGAUGGUAUUAAUUGGGAGAGGCAUUUCCCACGUAAAACCUCACUGCCAAAUAAAGACCACACUACCAAUUUGAGUGUGGGGUAUUACCUCUAUAUGGCGAAAAGUACACCACUGGGAAGCAGAACGGCUGCAGUAAGAAGUGGAGAUUUUUUGUUUAACGGGGAUAAGUGCCUUGAAAUUUGGUAUAACAUUGAUCAUACCAGUCAACUUCGAAUAUACCAAAGUACAGUUAAUGUAAACCGUUCACUUUCAUGGACAAAUAUGAAUGGCUCAAAUAAUUGGCAACAUGUCAAUGUCUCAUUAAAAAGGGGUUUACCAUAUACAAUAGUGAUAGAAGGCACUGUUGGUAACAGCAGUAAUGCUUACAUAGCAAUUGAUGAUACUGAUAUUCGAGAUCGGUCCUGUAAUGAAUCUCAACCUGUCAGUUGUAAUUUUGAACAAAACUUUUGCAAUUUUGAAGUAAAACCAGACUUUGAUUUACCAUGGACAAGAGGUAACACCGAAGAAACGGGGAUUAGACGUCCAUCAUUUGAUCACACUAAAGGAGAAAAUGGAUACUACGCUUACGUACAAUCAUCAAAUUAUGUACCACCAUACCGUCGUCGUUUAAUCAUUCCAAUUGACAAUGUAUUAGAAGUAGGAUGCCUAUCAGUUUGGUAUUAUAUGUAUGGUGAUUAUCCUGGUCAUCUUUUUAUAUAUACAGUGGUGAACAUGACAGAAGAGAUUAUGUCAGUUAUCUUCGAUACAAGAACAGUUAUGUGGAGUCGUUUUCAAGCAAAUGUCUAUAACGUUACAAAGAUAAUUUUUGAAUACAAUUCCACCGACAAAAACAAAGGUGGAAUAGCAUUGGAUGAUGUAUACAUAUCGCCCAUCAUUUGUGCAGCUAAACCGAUUUCUGAUGAUUGUGUUAAGAAUGACGAACAUUUGCAUAUUCAGUGUCCCGUUUCUUAUUUAUGGAACGAAACAAUAGCUGUCGAUCUGAAGAUUCCGAAGUCCUGCCACACCACUUCUGACCAAAUUCAUAGAAAACUGCAAAACAUAUUCAAUCAAUGCAACUACAGAUCAAUUUGCACGUUCACGCCAGAUGAGCCCAUUAAUGACGAUUUGUGUUUAAAAAUGACAAAACGUUUGCUUCUGGAUUAUUCAUGUAUAGAUAAGUCAGUUUCUGUGACGACAAGCACGCGGACAGCAUCAUCUACACCACAAACGAACGAUACAACGUUUUUAACCACAUUUGAAAGGCAGACGAUAUCAACAUCCCAAAAAGCUGGCGAUACAACGUUUUUUACAAUAUUGGAUAGGCAGACAAUAUCAACAUCACAACAAACUGGCGAUAUUACAGAUACUAAUCAAUCUAGCUCGCCAAGUUCAACUUCAGUUAUAGGGAUUGUCAUAGGUGUGCUUCUAUCCUUGAUUGCACUGUCAGUUUUUCUGGUUAUAGCAGUCGUUUAUUUUAGGAGGUAUAGAUAUGCGGAAAAGAAAGGACAUUCAAUUGUAGCAAAUGAAGACAGCCAUAGUGAUUAUACUGGCCGUCAGAAUAUAGCAUUUUCACCGGAAGUCAACGUCACCACUCAAACAGAUUACUGUGAAAUACGAAAAUCUAAACUUAACGAACACUACCAUGACAUUUCUGACACCUUUAGCCCCUCAAUCAACACAACAAAUGAUGACGAAUACAGUGAAAUUGCGAAUGUAGUAAAUUCAACUAAUAGUAACCCGAAUCCAUCUACAAACUAUCAGCAUCAAUAUAUUACUCUGGAUCCUAAUGCAACUGGAUUCGAUCGGUCAAAUCCACAAACUAAUUUGAAUAAUUCAAAUGAGACAAACAGCCUCACAGGUGGUGAUGAUUAUGCCAUACUUGACCCUGAUGACCUUAAUGAAUCGAAAAACAAUACUCCGAAUGUUCUAUCAUUGAGUGACAACUACGUUGUUUUAGAUCCGAACGAAACCGGUUAUAACAGACAAGAAAACACGGAUAGAGUCUGUAACUAUGAACUUUCAACUUCUUUCAAUCCGACAGAAACCUCUGAAAAUCCAUACGACGUUUCCAAAGAUGAAACUUACGAUACGUCUAGUAACAGCCGCCAUAAGGAAAAGGAAAAUAACAUCUAUAGCCACACGAUUGACAACGUGUACGAUACUGCAGGUAACCAAAGAAAGAAAGAAGAAAGCGAUGGCACAUAUGAUCAUUUCUUUGGACAGAAAUCCGAAGACGAUUACGACAUUUCAAAACCAAUAUAAGAAAGACCAAAUUUAUCCAAGAAAAAGAAAUAUGUAAAUACUAACCAGAAAUCCUUGUGCAUAAAUUUACUAAAAUGCUUUAAAGAUUUUGAAUGUUUUAGAUAUACAUGUACAUGUAAACUACUUGUAUGUAAAUAUUCCAAGAUUGUAUUAGUAUGGUAAAUAAUAAGCGAUUCAAUGCAAACCGAAGCUACGACCAGAUGAUAAUUAUAAAAUAAGUUCAUAUCAUCAUUUAUAACAUUGUUCAUUAUUGAAGGUCAACUUAAAUUUCAAUUACAGUAUUUAAAUCACUCAAUAAAGGUUUCAAAUUGUCUAAAAUGAACGCAAGAAACUUGUGUGCGCUAAAUUGAUAUUCAAAUUAUGUUCACUGUACAUGUACCUGAUUUACAUUCGCAACCAAAGUAGCAACUUACAGAACGUAUUGUGUACAUGUGCGUGUAUUGAUUCAAGUACAUUUUAUCUACUUUUACACGGAAAUAUAUGACCGAAAUAGCCUUGAAAUAAAAAUCGUCGAUUUGCGAUAUUUAUCGCCGCUUAUCAGAAAAAAGAAAAAUCUCAUCAUAAAAAAAAAUCCGUUGGCAGGUUCUUUUAUAUAUCAGCAUUAUUUGAUUUUUAAUUUUUAUUUUUAAUUAUUAUCAAAAAUACAUUUUGUAUUAUAUGUUCCAAUCGUAACCACAAUCCCGAAUGUGACCUACCGAAUUAGACUUGUACUUACGUGAGCAACAUGACGGGUGCCACACGUGGAGCAGGAUUUGCUUAACCUCCUGGAGCACUUGAGAUCACCCCGGGUUUUUGCUCGGUUCGUUUUGCUCAGUCUCUAGUUUUCUAUGUUGUGUUUUGUAUGCUGUUUUUUUUUUUUUUUUUUUUUUUCUUGUUUUGCAACUUGAGCCAUGAUUUAGAACUGCAAAUGAGAUAUGGUAAUAGUAACUGUUACACUUUCCGAAAUCAAUUAAAUAUAAUAUCCUGCAGAUAAAAGUACAAAUGUAAAGGAUGCACGUCAAUAUAUAUAGCAAACACAAACAUGUAUUGAAUAAUUUGACUGUAAAUUACCUCCAAUUAUCCUAAAAAUAAUAAUGUAAUUAUCACUAAAAUUUCUGUUUUAUUGUUAAAAAUGUAUUCUGUUUUAUUGAUAAAAAUGUAUUCGGUUUUAGAUUAUUGAUAUGACUUUAAAAAAAAUGUAUAGUUGGUCAUCGAAUUCUUUAGAGUUUCCAUUGUUUUUUGUCAUUCUGUGUAUAAGUUUCAAACAUUUACACCAAAAAGGAGACUUUGUAGGAAAUGGUUCCGAUAGAUAAUAUUGAGCAGUCCAAAAUUGCCGAUUUUUAGUGGUAUUUACAUGUUUUCUAUAUAUUGCAGUUCAUAAUACAUGUAGUUGCAUGCGCAAUAUCAUUAAAAUCUGUGUGAUUGCUCGUAUAUAUACCUGACCUUUAGCAAUGUAUAAUUUCUUAAGGGAUAAAAGUUGUAUUUCAUUUCCCUGCCAUUAGGAUUGCAUUUUUGUGUACCACAGACAGGCGAAGGAAGUCAACUUAAGAGCGCCGUGAUUGGAUGUAUUGGUAUAAUAUAUUUUUAUAUUUUUUGAUGAAUAACUGCAGUGUGUAUUUUUACAAUAUAAAUUUUGAAACACAUAGAAA
This is a messenger RNA of Mytilus californianus (California mussel), 4299 nucleotides long. RefSeq lists its product as uncharacterized. The coding region runs from base 38 to 2671 and encodes 877 amino acids. NCBI's taxonomy places the organism in Eukaryota, Metazoa, Mollusca, Bivalvia, Mytilida, Mytilidae. The transcript has 13 exons. The record is from RefSeq and is a predicted model, not a curated record. Gene Ontology annotation, cellular component: membrane.